Haliotis rufescens (red abalone) is the source of this 924-nucleotide messenger RNA. RefSeq names its product U3 small nucleolar ribonucleoprotein protein IMP3-like. Gene Ontology annotation, biological process: rRNA processing. The transcript is spliced from 7 exons. The record is from RefSeq and is a predicted model, not a curated record. The coding region runs from base 28 to 579 and encodes 183 amino acids. Lineage: Eukaryota; Metazoa; Mollusca; Gastropoda; Lepetellida; Haliotidae. Gene Ontology annotation, cellular component: small ribosomal subunit; small-subunit processome; Mpp10 complex. Gene Ontology annotation, molecular function: structural constituent of ribosome; snoRNA binding; rRNA binding.
UCCUGUUUUUAAGGAACACGUGCAAAGAUGGUUCGUAAACUGAAGUAUCACGAAAAGAAAUUGUUGAAAAAGGUCGAUUUCAUUUCAUGGGAAAUCGACAAUAAUGUUUCUGAAGUCAAGGCAUUGAGGAAAUAUCAUAUUCAGAAGCGUGAAGAUUAUACAAAGUACAAGAAGCUUGCCUAUCACAUACGGGAGCUGGCCAAGCAGAUCCGUGAACUCGAUGCCAAGGAUCCGUUCCGAGCCGAAGCCAUGUCCCAGCUACUGGAAAAACUACACAGCAUGGGGCUCAUUCCGACUAAAGGCAGUUUGCAGCUUGUGUCGAGGGUGACUGCAUCAUCAUUUUGUAGGAGGCGACUUCCGAUUGUGAUGAUGAGAAGUCACAUGGCCGAGAAUCUGCGUGCAGCAACAACAUUCAUAGAACAAGGACACAUUCGUGUAGGACCAGAGGUGAUCAGUGACCCUGCCUUUCUUGUCACAAGGAACAUGGAGGAUUUCAUCACCUGGACAGACACCUCCGCCAUCAGGAAACACGUCCUUGACUACAAUGAUAUUAGAGAUGACUUUGACAUCAUGGGCUAAUCUAAGAAGCCACUUUCCACAGGAGCGUGUUUUGUUCUGUCUGAAUGUACAGGUGUUUCGGGCAUCUACAGUGACCCAAUUUGCUGUUUAGAGUUGUGUCUCCUUGUAUUGUCAGAAACCUAUCAUCGUGGGUUUAAAUUUGAGAUUUGCCCUGAUUAUGACUGUUGGUUUGUUGGCACCAUACCCAUGCUUGUAGGGAGCACCAUAGUGGUAACCACAGGAACCUGCAUCACUUUGUGCUUACCUCCCAUGCUUGCCGUAAAAGGCGACUAUGCUUGUCGUAAGAGGGGACUAAUGGUAUCGGGUGGUCAGGCUCACUGACUUCAUUGAUGCAUGUCAUUGAUC